AUGGCAGUCACAAACUCGAGCUCUGACUCGGCGCAAAUGGCGCACGCGGCAGUAAGCAGCCAGAACAGCACGGCUAUGAAAGCAACGCGAUCCUCGGUGGCUUCCCACCAUCGGAGGCGGUCGCUACCACUGAAUUUCCAGGCGAAUCUCUGGAGCGGCGAUUCGCACCUGAUUUCUAGCUCCUCCAAGGCUGAGAUAUCUCUCGUUGAAGGCGCCGCUGGGGUUGCGCAACGCGAACAUACCCCAAGCCUUGACCAUCCAUUCGCAGUGCUCCACCAACUGCAUGCUUCCACGCCACCGCGAUCUCCGUCGAGGUUUCCCAAUCCCGCGAAUGCGGAGUUUUCGUCUCAUCGAUACACGAAGUCUGCCAGUGCGCGUAAUUCCACGUUCUCGCAGCCCGUAAUUGUGAGGACCUACUCCUCUCCCUCCUCGCGCCCAUCAUCGCGACAGCCGUCGUCGCCUCGGAUCAAGAAGUCAAUCUACAAGAUGACGAAGGCCGAGCUCCCCCCAGUCGAGGCGUUUACGUUUAAGGGAAUUAUGGAUAGCAUCCAAGGUUCCGUGGCAGAUGACUUGGAUCGCAUAGCCGAGAUCUGUGCGAGGAGCAGGUACAGCCUGAGCAACCAGUACGAGGUGCACAUGCCGCCUCACGGUGAAGGCGAAGCAUUCCUACGACCCGUAGGAGAUGAAGAGGUUGGCAGGACUACUCUUGCAGGAAGGGCAAGAGGGGCGAGGAGGCCGAAAUCAAAAGCAUUUGAUACUCUCGAAACUAUUUAUUCAAGCAGCAGGAGUAGCGAGGGAGAGAAGGCAAAGAAGAAAAGCGCAAUAGCGCUCGCAGAAGAAGUAAGAGGGAGGCAGGCCCGGAAACUAAUUGGUGAAGGUAGUAGGGCUGAUGAGGCUACGGAUGCGGAUGCGGAUGCAGAACAGUCCGAAGUUAACGGCAGCGGAUAUGGUCGAGGGAAAUCGACACAGAAGCACAAGCAGGCGCGCUCACAGUCUACAACAUUUGCUUCGAUGGUCAUGGAUAGCGUGCAAGCAUCGCGUUGUGAAGCUGGUUCCCACCGUGCCAGUCCAUCAUCUCUAGUCAGCGAACCUCUACUUCCACGAACGAGCAAUACACUCGAGCGGAAGAUCCAAGGAGAAUCCGUAACACCCGCCCCUCCGGAAACUAUCGCACCCCCGCCAUACGUGCCGAAAGCAUCAACAGCUACCCCUCACACGAAAUUCGCGAUGCCGAUCGAUCAGCCUGAGACUAGGGCAUCAGUGCUUGCGAAUUUCUCGAGCUGGCUGCCGUGGAAUAAAGCUUCUGAGAAUAGCGAUGAACCUGUCACUCCGCAGGACUUCAUGCGCCAGAAGGCGAUGUCGAGUGCAGAAGGCAGCUUGCGGCAGCUGUUGGGGCCGCAGGAUAAUGAUCGGAGUGAUCGGAAAGGCAAGGGAGUGAACCGCGAAGUCGGGUGA
This is a messenger RNA of Pseudogymnoascus destructans, 1455 nucleotides long. RefSeq lists its product as uncharacterized. The transcript has a single exon. The record is from RefSeq and is a predicted model, not a curated record. Lineage: Eukaryota; Fungi; Ascomycota; Leotiomycetes; Thelebolales; Thelebolaceae. The coding region runs from base 1 to 1455 and encodes 484 amino acids.